Molecule: messenger RNA, 1070 nt
Organism: Octopus sinensis (East Asian common octopus)
Lineage: Eukaryota; Metazoa; Mollusca; Cephalopoda; Octopoda; Octopodidae
Product: protein rolling stone-like
Exons: 1
Coding region: 118-957 (279 amino acids)
Cellular component (GO): membrane
Source: RefSeq, a predicted model, not a curated record
CAUCGACUGAGCAAUGUGUUCGUGAUCUAUCGGGUGCUGACUGCUCUGUUUACCAUCGCCUGCCUAAUCAACUACAUAAUUGCCACCACUAAUGACCCAGAUACUGACCAUAAUGUAAUGGCCUACCUCACCACUUGGGCCUAUAUCCUUAUGCUACAUUUCAACAUUGCAGCGGUGGUUGCUGUCUACUGGAAAUGUCGAUCCUGUCGUGGAGAUCCGGAAGUUUCAAAUUACAUCAACGUUGUUGCACGUCCACGCAAGCACAAAAAGAGCGACCAAAAACAGCAACAACAACAACAGCAGCAGCUGCAACAACAGCAAGAACAACAGCAACAACAACAAGACCAACCUACAGUAACUGUACAACUAAACACGAACGGUGCCCCAGAUGAAGACACCGAACAACCAGUAUUCGGCACACAGCUCAGUAUGGAAACAGCAAUGUGUGUGGGUAAAGUUGAUCAGACCACGUGGUACAUGAAACUCUCGUGGAUGUUCUACAAUGUCAGUUUCGUGUCGGCCAUUGUAGUCACGCUGGUAUUCUUCGGAGCCGUUUAUCCGAAUCUUAGUCCCGAAGACAAGAAAUCUAGCUUGGGUAUCUCGUUUGAGGACCUAAGCAUACACGGCCUCAAUACGCUUUUGGUACUAAUGGAAGUCGCCCUCAGUUCUUUCCCCGUUCGUUUGGUGCACGCCCUCUAUCCGAUGCUGUACGGCCUCCUCUACAUGGUUUUCAACAUCAGUUACUGGUCGUACGAUCCGAAACGUAAUGUCAUCUACGAAGGAAUGCUUGACUGGAACCACCCGUUAAAAUGUCUCAUCUUGGUUGUCUUGCUCGUCUUCGUCGUGACACCCAUCCUCCAAAUCACCCACUUCCUCUUCUAUAAAUUGCGCUCACUUGUUUUUGGGCGUUCUGCACGUUUAGAUUCCACAAGUUCAUUCAGCACGUGCGACGUAUAAACACAGACGACGUACAAAGACAGCAAAAAAGAACAAAUAUCAAAAAAAUGUAACAAUAAUUACAAUAAAUUAUGACAGUCAUUAAUACAAAGAAGAAAAACACAAAAUGAAGU